Myripristis murdjan (pinecone soldierfish) is the source of this 1777-nucleotide messenger RNA. RefSeq names its product mitogen-activated protein kinase 12. The coding region runs from base 51 to 1145 and encodes 364 amino acids. Gene Ontology annotation, biological process: protein phosphorylation. NCBI's taxonomy places the organism in Eukaryota, Metazoa, Chordata, Actinopteri, Holocentriformes, Holocentridae. The record is from RefSeq and is a predicted model, not a curated record. The transcript has 12 exons. Gene Ontology annotation, molecular function: MAP kinase activity; ATP binding.
GCAAGUUGUGUGAAUAAAAUAUCCGGUUGAAUUUGACGUAAAACCGUGCCAUGGAGUCGCCAGCAAAGGAUUCCCCAGUCAAAGCUGGUUUUAAUAGGAUUGAGAUCCAGAAGACGACGUGGGACGUCCCGGAGAGGUAUACGGCGCUGCGGGCUGUCGGCUCCGGAGCCUACGGGACGGUGUGCUCUGCCAUCGAUCAGCAGACCAAGGAGAAGGUGGCCAUCAAGAAGCUGUAUCGGCCUUUCCAGUCUCUCAUCCACGCCAAACGGGCCUACAGGGAACUGAGGCUGCUGCGCCACAUACAGAAUGACAACGUGAUCUGCCUCCUUGAUGUCUUCACACCUGAUUCCUCCCUGGAAAAAUUCCAGACCUUUUAUAUGGUGAUGCCGUUUGUCGCCCAGGACUUGGGCCACAUCAUGAAGAAACGCAGGUUAACUGAGCGCAUCAUCACAUACCUUUUCUACCAGCUCCUCAGAGGACUCAAGUACAUUCACUCUGCAGGGAUCAUUCAUCGGGAUCUGAAGCCUGGGAACCUUGCUGUAAAUGAAAAUUGUGAAUUAAAGAUCCUGGACUUUGGCCUGGCAAGACAGACGGAGAGUGAAAUGACUGGUUAUGUGGUGACGCGCUGGUACAGAGCGCCAGAGGUCAUAUUCAACUGGAUGCACUACAGUCAGACAGUGGAUGUAUGGUCAGCCGCCUGUAUCCUGGCUGAGAUGAUUACCGGCCAUGUUCUCUUCCCAGGACAUGACAGUAUCGAUCAGCUGAAGAAGAUCCUCCGCCUCACAGGAACACCGCAGCCUUCACUUGUGCAGAAAAUGCAGAGUAAAGAUGCACAGUCGUAUGUGCAAGGUCUCCCUGUACAGAAGAAGAAAAACUUCAGGGACGUGUUUCCCUCCAUGGAUGAAAAUGCUGUGGACCUGCUGGAGGGCAUGUUGCUGCUGGACCCGGAGACAAGGCUGACAGCGAAACAGGGCCUGUCGCACCCCUACCUGGCCGAGUAUCAUGACCCAGAGAGUGAGCCGGACUCGGAUCCCUAUGACGACUCCUUUGAGAGCCUAGAGCUCGCUGUCGGGGAGUGGAAGAGUCUUAUCCACAUGGAGAUCAUGACCUUUGACCCAGCCAACCCCAGAAACACAGCGAUGUAGGACGGCGGAAUGUGCCGAAGCCUCCGGGUGUUUGGUAAUAGUAAAUACAUAAAGCUCAACAACACUGUCAACCUCAGGAAAAAAAAAAUGUUAUGUGAUAGUAAAACUACGAUAAUGCGAUUUCCUUUAAAAAAUAAAAAAUAAAAAAAAUCCAACUGCCUUCUCAUCACAAAAGGUAGAGGUAUUUAUUUUAUUGACCAAUACAUCAUAUCUGGUUAAAGAAAUAUAGAAAUCUGUGGCUUCAGUCGUUUGUUCAUGGAGUAUGUUGCUUUCAUUUUUGUGUGUGAAAAAUUAUUUCAGAUUAGGCAGAUUGUAUCUUUUUUACAUUGUGCAGUACAUCUGUAGCUAUUGUGUGUGUUAGAUUUUGUAUUUUUUUUUUAAAUAAAUUUAUGAUGCUUCAAAGAUUUGUAAUAGGAAGAGCUUGUCAUUUUGCUUUAGGAAAGGUUUGGAAAGAUCCAGGGAUUACCUUGUGUCCUUGUGAUUUAUUAACAGAUGACACCAUUGCCAAACAUGUUAGACUGCAUUGUGUCAUCUUAUUCAAGGCAUUUUGUUUAUUUUGACCCAUGUCAUUUCAAUGUCUGAGCCUAUGAUCAUAUGUACAGCACAUCCCUGUUUUUUUCUAGAUUGCUGCA